GAAAUGUUGAAUGAAUGUUGACAGUUCUUCACUGACCUUUUUUUUGUUUGGUAUCUACGUCCUUCCACUGACGUAAGACCGGUUCAAGUCAUUAUCAUCAUUUAAUUAUCUCUUCUUAUACAAGUUAUGGCUUUAUCACGCCUUAGUUAUAGCAGGCUAACCAGCAGCGUACGGUGUAUGUACGCUGCUUCUACAAUAUCCUUGAAAAUACAACGAGCUCAAAUGGCUUCUUCAGCCAAAGAAGGAUAUAGAAUUGAAAAGGACACGUUUGGUGAAUUAAAAGUUCCAAAUGAAAAAUAUUAUGGAGCUCAAACGGUUAGAUCAACCAUCAACUUCCCAAUUGGUGGAGAUUGCGAAAGAAUGCCAUAUCCUGUUAUCGUUGCUAUGGGAAUUCUGAAGAAAGCUGCAGCAAUCGUCAAUAAGGAAUAUGGUCUUGACCCUAAGGUGUCAGAUGCUAUAGUUAAAGCUGCAGAUGAAGUGAUAUCAGGAAAGUUGUACAAAGACCAUUUCCCUUUGGUAAUUUGGCAAACUGGUUCUGGUACCCAGACCAACAUGAACACCAAUGAAGUCAUUAGUAACAGAGCAAUUGAAAUUCUUGGGGGAAAGCUGGGUUCCAAAGAACCUGUCCAUCCAAAUGACCAUGUCAACAAAAGUCAGAGUAGUAACGAUACUUUCCCAACUGCUAUGCACAUUGCUGUAGCAAUGGAAAUACACAGGGUUUUAUUCCCAGGUCUUAAAAUGUUGAGAGAUGCAUUGCAGAAGAAGUCUGAAGAAUUCAAGGACAUCAUCAAGAUUGGUAGAACUCAUACUCAAGAUGCUGUUCCAUUAACUUUGGGUCAAGAAUUCAGUGGAUAUGUCCAACAACUAUCCUUUGGUAUUGAUAGGAUAGCUGAUACCCUGCCAAGACUUUAUAUGCUUGCCAUUGGGGGAACAGCUGUUGGAACAGGUUUGAACACAAGAAAAGGUUUUGCAGAGAAGUGUGCUUCUCAAAUAGCACAGGAAACUGGUCUUCCUUUUGUCAGUGCUCCAAAUAAAUUUGAAGCACUUGCUGCACAUGAUGCUUUAGUAGAAGUUUCUGGUGCUCUAAAUACAGUAGCUGUCUCAAUUAUGAAAAUUGCCAAUGAUUUAAGGUUUUUAGCAUCUGGACCUCGUUGUGGUCUUGGUGAACUCAGCUUGCCAGAAAAUGAACCUGGUAGCUCCAUCAUGCCUGGCAAAGUAAACCCAACACAGUGUGAAGCAAUCACUAUGGUAGCAGCUCAAGUUAUGGGCAACCAUGUAGCCACAACCAUUGGUGGAUCAAAUGGACAUUUUGAACUCAAUGUUUUCAAACCGAUGAUGGUUGCAAAUGUUCUCAGAUCUAUAUCUUUAUUGGGUGACAGUACCAAAUCUUUCACUGAACACUGUGCUAAUGGCAUCGUAGCCAAUAAAGAAAGAAUUGCACAACUGCUUCACGAAAGCUUGAUGCUGGUUACAGCUUUAAAUCCUCAUAUAGGUUAUGAUAAAGCUGCUAAAAUUGCUAAGACAGCACACAAAGAAGGAACAACUCUGAAAGAAGCUGCUCUCAAGUUAGGUUAUUUGAAUGAGCAACAGUUCAAAGAUUGGGUUAAACCAGAGGAGAUGCUUGGACCCAAAUAAAUAUUAUUUAUAAGAUUCAACACUUUUUUAUUGUUUUUGUUUUGUGAAUGAAGCAGUGUGUAUAUAAUACUAUUAUUAUACUUUUAUUCGAAUUCUCAUUGUUAUGUUUUGUUGUCGAUCAUGAGUCUCUUUGGAAAUUGUUCAUUGGCAGUGAUUAAAAAAUUAUUCUGUUUGCUA
Messenger RNA from Coccinella septempunctata (seven-spotted ladybird), 1812 nucleotides. RefSeq names its product fumarate hydratase, mitochondrial-like. Lineage: Eukaryota; Metazoa; Arthropoda; Insecta; Coleoptera; Coccinellidae. Gene Ontology annotation, molecular function: fumarate hydratase activity. The transcript is spliced from 4 exons. Gene Ontology annotation, biological process: tricarboxylic acid cycle; fumarate metabolic process; malate metabolic process. Gene Ontology annotation, cellular component: tricarboxylic acid cycle heteromeric enzyme complex; mitochondrion. The record is from RefSeq and is a predicted model, not a curated record. Bases 127 to 1635 code for a protein of 502 amino acids.